This is a messenger RNA of Prorocentrum cordatum, 2751 nucleotides long. The record is from the annotation of a GenBank genome assembly. NCBI's taxonomy places the organism in Eukaryota, Dinophyceae, Prorocentrales, Prorocentraceae.
AUGGCCCGUCGAGGGUCCCGACGCGCAGCCGCUGCGAGCAGUGGGCGUGCCCUUCUGGCUGCGCUCCUCGCCGCCGCACUCCCGACCUCGCGGGCGAGCCGCGUGCGCGGCCGCGCGCGGCUGGAGGCCGAGGGCCGCGGCGAGUGGGCGGCCCACGGGCAGCCCGCGGAGCAGGAGCAGCGGCUCACAGGUGCGAUGUCGACGUCAGUGGCCUUGGGUCACGCGAGCCGGCCAAGGGGGCGAUCUGCGAGCGAGUCCGGCCAGCAUAGUCUCGCAGAGUCUGUGUUGGUGAUCAUGUUCAUCGCGGCUGUUGGUGUAGCUGUGCUCGUGAACGCCUACAGAUUUUUGUCCACUGUGAGGGCGUUCUUCGUUUUCAAACAGAGGAAGAAGGAGCCAGGCCGAAGAGAUGGGACAGAGACGGACGUUUUCAGCACGGGUGCCAUCCGCCAGAUCUCGCGAGUAAAGUCGCUACCGAAUAAUUGUGAUGCGGGCGCCCGUCUUGAAUGGUGGGCGCCAGCCUCGUUCGGCCAAUAUUUAUUGUACCACGUUGGGAAUUGGAUGAAUUAUUCUACAUACCCUAGCCUCAGAAUAUUGGUCGAGAUUUUCUCGUACAUGCUCAUCAUCGGAACUCUGCUGUACCUCUACCUGGCCGAUGAGAGCGUGGGAUCGUCACUGUAUCAGAUCUUCGUGUGGCUCGUGGCCCCUGAUGGGGGCAAUUCAGAGCAUACCAUAGGGGGGAUGAUUGUGGGCGCGACCACCAGCCUGUGGGGCCUGCUUUUCUUCGCCCUCCUGAUGACGGUGCUCGGCCAGGCGUUCGAGGAGUACAUCGGCGGACUCAGGACAGGGACCACCCCUGUGCUGGAGGCCGAGCACAUCGUGAUCCUCGGCUUCACCGAGGACACCGUGCCACUCGUGCGGGAGCUCUCGGCCGCGCACGCGGAUCUGGGCGGAACCACCAUUGCGAUCCUCUGCCCGCUGCCGAAGCCAGAGGUCGAGAGGCGGCUGAACGAGCUAGGCCUUCUGGUGGGCGACGGGCUGAAGGGCUCGCGCGUGAUGGUGCGCACCGGUUUCCCGCACCGUCCGGAGGACCUCAAGCUGGUGAGCGUCGACCUGUGCAGGACGGCGAUUCCGAUGCCCGACCGGACCCUGGACAAGGACGUGAGGGACGUCUACAUGCUGCAGGUGGUCUCGGCUGUGAGGAGCAGGGACUGGCCUCUGACCGGGCAGGUCCUUGUGUUCUACUCCGUGGAGCAGAACGUUGAACUCUUCGAAGAGAUCGGCGGCAGCAAGGCUUCCGUGGUCAAUCUGGAUACGCUUCUCAGCAGCGUGGCCGUGUCGUGCAGCCAGCAGAAGUCCACAGCAUCGGUCAUCUCCGAGAUUGUCGCUUUCGAAGGCUCCGACUUGCACAUCGCAGCGGUGCCCCGCUGGCUCCGUGACAAGACGCUCGCCGAGAUGGAGCCGUAUUUUCCCCACUGCACCAUUCUCGGGGUUAUCGACAAGGUUGACCUGGACGAUGUGGAGCUGUGCCCAGACUUCGACGUGAAGGUGGAGAAGGGCAAGGAGCUGAUCGUGCUUGCUGAGGACCUGAGCUCGGCGAGCCCGCGCCAGAAGCCGCUGUGGGGCCCCGCGCCGCCGCCGAGCGGGGCGUGGGCCCCGCAGUCCUCGGCCAGGCUCGAGAAGUCCAAGCAGGAGCACGUUCUGAUCAUAGGUUGGAGCCACUUGGUCGGCUCCGUGCUGGUUCACCUUGACCGUCUGUUGCCGCCAGGGUCACGUGUCUCUUCAUUCGCCGAGUCCGAUCCGGCGGCGCGCAAGGUCUCCACUCGCAGGACGCUGAAACGCCACCUGAAGGUGGCGUGGACGAACAUACAGAUCUUCUACUACAAGGGGCAGCCUGGCUCCAGCUACUCCCUGCAGGAGGCGGGGUGGAGCCUCGACCGGCUGCGCGCCGAGGCUGCUGGCGAAGCGACCUUCCCGACCGGUUUCGAGAUGCCGACGCCCGUACGGUCUUCGCGGCCUUGCUCGCCCGAGGCGGCCGCGUCGAUCCCGCUCAGCCUGGACGGCCUGGGCAGCGACACCGACGCUGUCAGGAGGACGGAGAGCAAGGACAGGGGCUCGAUCUGCGAUGCCCUCGCGCCCGGCAUUCACUGGGAGGACAUCACGCGCGUGUUUGUCAUGUCCGAGACGGUUUUCGAGCCGUGGCGGUCGGACGCGUUUGCUAUGGCCGCGGCGAAGCAGGUGACGCUCCUGGUGCCUCAGGACACUCCGGUGGUCGUCGAACUCCAGGAUACCAGCAGCAGGCACGUGUGCGAGCACAUCGGCCUCGAGGACGUCGUGAGCUCCUCGAAGCUCCCUGCCCAGGUGAUGGCGGCCCUGUCGCUGCAGCCCCGGCUCAAGGAGGUGUACUUCGGGCUGCUCGGCCGCGGGCAGUACGAGAUCCGCAUCGUGAACAUCUCGCACUACUUCGAUCGAGGCGAGCUGCCCGCAACGGAGUUCACCGCCUGCUUCUCCUCCGUGGCGGCGAUGGUCCGCCUGUCGGGAGACGUCCUCGUCGGCUGGAGGGUUGGCGGCCUCGCCGCCGUGUUCGACAUCAACCCGCCCGACAAGCACCAGGAGGUCACGCUGACCGCGGGCGUCGACCUGGUCGUCGUGACCAGGCAACCGCAGCAAGCCCCCGAGGACAGCCGCGGCUGUGCGCCCGGGGCCGCGGCCACGCCUCGGGGCCGCAGCGGGGACCCCUCUGCCGCGAGGUAG